Molecule: messenger RNA, 1540 nt
Organism: Plectropomus leopardus (leopard coralgrouper)
Lineage: Eukaryota; Metazoa; Chordata; Actinopteri; Perciformes; Serranidae
Source: RefSeq, a predicted model, not a curated record
UUGUCAUUUCUACGGCAGGUCACAGUGAUAUAAAAGCUGUAUGUGUCGCUGCGUCUGAUUGGCUGACAGGGGAAUGUGUCCUGCGUGGCUUUUGGUGGCGGUGGCGGUGGUGGGCGUGGCCGGAGGAGCUGUCAGUCAGUGCUGGGAACAUCCGAGCUGUCAGGAGGUCAACUCUGAGAGCAGCAUGAUGGAGUGUAUCCAGCUCUGUCGCGCCGACCUCACCGCAGAGACGCCCGUCAUACCAGGCGACGCCCACCUCCAACCUCCUCCUCCGUCAGAUCUCGACUCCCUGCCUCCUCUUCCUCUUCUAUCCUCCUCCUCCUCCUCUCCUCAGGCCAAGCGCUCCUACUCCAUGGAGCAUUUCCGCUGGGGGAAACCUGUCGGGCGAAAGCGCCGCCCCGUCAAAGUCUACACCUCCAACGGCGUGGAGGAGGAGUCGGCCGAGCUUUUCCCCGGAGAGAUGAGGAGGCGGGAGCUCGCGAGCAAGAUGAUGGCAGCAGAGGAGGAGGAGAAGGCGCAGGAGGUGGCGGAGGAGGAGCAGCUCCCCAAUGACGUCCACGAGAAGAAAGACGGCACGUACAAGAUGAAGCAUUUCCGCUGGGGCGGCCCGCCGGCCAGCAAACGCUACGGCGGCUUCAUGAAGAGCUGGGACGAGCGCAGCCAGAGGCCGCUGCUCACGCUCUUCAAAAACGUCAUCAACAAAGACGGACAGCAGGAGGGGGAGCAGUGAGGGAGGAGGAGCGAGGGGGAGGAGGAGCAGACGGAUCGGCCAGCGAGUCCUCCAAAAUAAACAUAAAAAAUGUUUGUCACUGAUUUUAAAAACGACCCUUUCGAGUGUUUUCCUGACUCCGGUAUCAGAAGGUAACUCCGCCUCCUAAAAAUUACUUUUAUAUGAAUCCUGCUAAUCUGUUUUUCCAUCCAUCACCAACGCUUAUUCUCAUAGUCGAUUUAUCUUCCUCGUAUCGUCUCGAUUGUUUAGUCCGUUAAAUGUCAGACAAUGGCGAAACGCGUCCAACGCGUGUUUCCAAGAGUCCAAGUUAACGUUGUCAACUGUCUUAUUUUGUUCAACCGAUUUUUUGGGGUAUUUUUGCUCAAAUUAAAGACAAAAAAUGAACCUAUUACCAAAAUAACAGCUGAUUCGACCGUCAGGGCUGAUAUUUGGGGAUCAGAGUACAGGACGCUGACAGCAGAGGGCUGAGGGGAGGAUCGUAGUUUAGUUUGAAUUUUAAUAAACGUGUCCUCACUGUUGACUCUUUCAGUAUUAAACCAAAACAGUGACUCUUCCAAAAAAUUUAAGGCCUGAAACUAAUUUUGUCAACCAGCUUCUUCCUGUGACGGAGUCUUUUUUUUGAGCGUCACUGGAUUUUAAAUGGGCGGGAAAUGAAAAACACGCCCGCACAGCGUCAGCGCUGAGAUUAGCUUUUAGGUGUUAAACUUUAAAUAAACGACACGUAAACUUUGAUUAUUGCUUCGUAGAAAAGAAAUGACGAGGAAAUACUUCAGAUCUGUGCUUUAGCUGACGCAUACGUGCGUGAACAGA